AUGGAUGGGAGUCUCGGGGAGAUGUCCCUCCACAGCCACUCCGAUCUGGCUCACAGUCAGGACGGCAGGGCCAUGCUGCACUCGCGGGACCUUUCAGCUGCUUUCCCCAGGCCCUCCCUUGGGGGACCCUCCAUGUCCCUGGAGCCGGAGCCCCGUCCGCCGGGCUUCGACCACUCCAUGUCUGCACUGGGAUACAGCGGCGACUCCCCGUCCAGCUCCGGCAGCACCUACACCACCCUGACCCCCCUGCAGCCCUUUGACGACAAGUUUCACCACCAUCACCAUCACCAUCACCACCCCUGCCUCCCUGUCAGCAACGUCAUCGGCAGCUUCACCCUGAUGCGCGAGGACCGAGGCCUUGGCACCAACUUCUACAACCCCUAUGGCAAGGACCUGGCCAUGACGCAGAGCCUGUCGCCGCCCUCCACGGGCUCGGGCCUGGCCUCCUCCAUGCACGGCUACGGCAGCUUGGGCAACAGCCCCAACGGCAACGGCGGCCAGAUGCUCCACGCCGGCUACGACGUCCACGGGGGGAGCCUCUUCUGCCGGACGUCCGAUUUUGGCCGCGAGAUGUCGCCGCCGGGUCUGGGAGGAGGCGACGUGUCAGUGGGGCAUCAGCUGAAUAAAAUGGAGGCCCACCAGCACGCCCCGGGCCACCACGCUCACAUCUACAGCCAACACUACCAGCCCCACCACCACCCGAGCCAGCAGGCCUCCAAGAUGGGCGAGCACCUGCACUCCUCAUCGUCCGGCUCGUCCUCGCCCGGUGAGGGCAUGCUGCCGGGCUCGCAGGGCAGCGGAGGCGGCGGGGAGGAGAUCAACACCAGGGACGUGGCCCAGCGGAUCAUCACUGAGCUGAAGAGGUACAGCAUCCCCCAGGCCAUCUUCGCCGAGAGGGUUCUGUGUAGGUCACAGGGCACGCUGUCUGACCUCCUGAGGAACCCCAAGCCCUGGGGCAAGCUCAAGUCCGGCCGUGAGACCUUUAAGAGGAUGUCCCGCUGGCUGCAGGAGCCCGAGUUUCAAAGAAUGGCCUCACUCCGGCUGGAGGCCUGCAAGCGGAAGGAACAGGAACAGAGCAAGCUGGAGCGCAACCAGGGCCCGAAGCGCACCAGGCUGGUGUUCACAGACCUGCAGCGGCGUACGCUCAUGGCCAUCUUCAGGGAGAACCACCGCCCGACCAAAGAGCUGCAGGUCACCAUCUCCCAGCAGCUGGGCCUGGAGCUCUCCACUGUCAGCAACUUCUUCAUGAACGCCCGCCGACGCAACGUCAACAAGUGGGCGGACGAGGGCCGUCCCUCCUCCACGGGUUCCUCGGGCUCAAGCGUUUCCUCCUCCGCAGUGUCCUGCAGCACGGCAUGA
Messenger RNA from Plectropomus leopardus (leopard coralgrouper), 1359 nucleotides. It is a transcript of the gene onecutl, whose product is annotated as one cut domain, family member, like. Gene Ontology annotation, cellular component: nucleus. Gene Ontology annotation, biological process: regulation of transcription by RNA polymerase II. The record is from RefSeq and is a predicted model, not a curated record. Gene Ontology annotation, molecular function: DNA-binding transcription factor activity, RNA polymerase II-specific; RNA polymerase II cis-regulatory region sequence-specific DNA binding. NCBI's taxonomy places the organism in Eukaryota, Metazoa, Chordata, Actinopteri, Perciformes, Serranidae.